Messenger RNA from Penicillium taxi, 567 nucleotides. Its product is annotated as Rer1 family protein. The record is from RefSeq and is a predicted model, not a curated record. NCBI's taxonomy places the organism in Eukaryota, Fungi, Ascomycota, Eurotiomycetes, Eurotiales, Aspergillaceae. Gene Ontology annotation, cellular component: Golgi membrane. The transcript has 4 exons. Gene Ontology annotation, biological process: retrograde vesicle-mediated transport, Golgi to endoplasmic reticulum; protein retention in ER lumen. The coding region runs from base 1 to 567 and encodes 188 amino acids.
AUGGAUGUCCCAGAGCCUGAUCAGUCGCCUUUCACUGCCGUGUCAGUGCACACCUCGAAACUGACCAGACAAUACCAAGCUUAUCUCGAUGCGUCUACUCCUUACACCACCUACCGUUGGGUUGGAUCCGCUGUUCUUCUCGUCCUUCUCUUCCUGCGUAUUAUUUUGGCGCAAGGAUGGUACAUCGUGGCCUACACUGUCGGCAUCUACCUCCUGAACUUGUUCCUAGCCUUCCUCACUCCCAAAUUUGACCCAUCUAUGAGCCAGGACGAAGGUCUAGAAGAUGGUGAUGCGGAUUCCAGCCUCCCCACCAAGCAGGACGACGAGUUUAAACCAUUCAUCCGCCGUCUGCCCGAGUUCAAGUUCUGGCACUCUGCCACCCGCGCCAUCUUCAUCGGCUUCGUGUGCUGCUGGCUGCCCUUCUUUGAUAUUCCCGUAUUCUGGCCCGUUCUAGUUGUCUAUUGGAUCAUUUUGUUUGUCUUGACAAUGCGACGACAAAUCCAGCAUAUGAUCAAGUACCGCUAUGUUCCCUUCUCCUUUGGAAAGACACGUUACGGCCGCUCAUGA